AGCUGGAGGGGAGGGGGGGUCCGGUUCAGUUGGUUCGCGCGUUUGUUUUGGCCGCGGAAAGCGUCGGAGGCCUCCCCCCGCUGCGCGCGUGCGCGGGGCGGGGUCGAGGCAGGCGCCUCCUCAGAGAGAGAGAGAGAGCGUCGCGGAGGCUCCAUGAGCAGGCGCUGUCUACCUGCCGCCUCCUCCGUCCUGAGGGGACUCGUCGGCUCCGCUUUCCUCUGCCUCUCGCGGACCAUGAGUUUGCGGGGCGGCCCCACCGCCUGUCUGUCGGGGCCCUCGGGCGGCAGCGGGCCUUUGUCGUCGCCGCCGCCGCCGCCUUCCCCGCGGCUGAGCCUGCCGUGGCUGCGGUUGCCGGAGGUGCCGGGCGCCGAGCCCUUCAAAGCCAACGACGUCCUCCUGCUCCUGCCCCCUUCGGCCCCGCCACCGGGCCCCCCUCAGCAUCAUGUCCUCUAUUUCCCGGGGGACGUGCAGAGCUAUCGUGAAGUUAUGAUUUGCCAUCCAGAAAACUUUCAGUGGGAACAGUGGUGCUUAGAAAAUGUUGCUGCUCUACUUGGUCGUCGUUUCCCAGGCAGUUACAUUUGGGUUAUAAAAUGUUCCCGUAUGCAUUUGCACAAAUUCAGCUGCUAUGACAAUUUUGUUGCGAGUAAUCUGUUUGGAGCACCUGAACACUGCAGUGACUUUGGAGCCUUCAAACACCUUCAUGCGUUAUUGGUUAAUGCAUUUAAACUUGCUCAGAACAUUCUACUGUCUCAGAAGAGGAAGUAUGAGUUCCCCAAGGAUACAAAGGUAGUUUCCUGUGAAUUGCCUUCUGUAGCUGCUACUAAUGGAUGUCCAGAAACGGAGAGUGACUGUGAACAUUUCAACAAUACUUCUGUGAAUUUUAUUGAGCCUACUGUUGUUGAUGAAGUGUCAUUUACGUUAAUAGGAUUCAGUAAAGGCUGUGUUGUCUUGAAUCAGUUGCUUUACGAACUGAAGGAAGCAAAAAAGGACAAGAACAUAAAUGCCUUCAUAAAAAACAUAAGAGCAAUCUAUUGGCUGGAUGGUGGUCAUUCUGGAGGAAGCAACACAUGGGUAACCUACCCUGAUGUACUUAAAGAUUUUGCUGAGACUGGGAUUUCAGCACAUGCUCAUGUAACACCAUACCAGGUAUUUGACAUGAUGAGGGCAUGGAUUGGAAGAGAGCACAAGAGAUUUGUACAAAUCCUUGAGGAGCUUGGUGUGAAUGUGAAUAGUCAGCUUCACUUUGCUGAUGAGGCACCUUCCUUAGACAAUCACUUCAGAGUUCAUGAAGUAUUCUGACCCUGUUGCAAAACAAAGUAUUGCAGUAACUACAAAAAUGAAUAUUAAACAUGAGUAAUUUGAAAGUGUGGUUUUCUCUGAAGUUGUGGAAGGGUAGAUGCUCCCAUGUGUGGUUAUGAUUGCUUUUUCAGACAUCUGUUAAAGCUCAACCUUGUCUUGGUUUUGCAGCUAAAGAGCAACAGGAAAUCAGUAGUUCAGAUAUAAGUCCUUUUCUGAUUAAAACUGACCUUUGAGAAAAGCAAGAGUCAUUCACAGAAACUAAUGUCAGAUGGAAAACUUACUUAACAUUUGUUUUACCUGUAUGGGUUUUUGUGGUCAAAGGUUUGAGACUCAAGCUACAAAAUAGCAUCCUGAAAUGCUUCUAAUGACUUAUGAUUGUCUUAUUUGUUAAAUAUUUCAGAAUAAUACAUCCUUUUGUUUAGAAUU
Molecule: messenger RNA, 1725 nt
Organism: Pogona vitticeps (central bearded dragon)
Lineage: Eukaryota; Metazoa; Chordata; Lepidosauria; Squamata; Agamidae
Gene: C1H2orf69
Product: chromosome 1 C2orf69 homolog
Cellular component (GO): mitochondrion
Source: RefSeq, a predicted model, not a curated record